AUGACUCGGCCAUCAACUUUUCUGGAACCUGGCGACAAGACGUCUGCCGGGACGCUCGCCAUUAUCAGCUUAUCGCGCGACAACUUCCUGCCGCUGACGCUGGAGAAGUCGACUGGCGCAGUCGACGGCUACCUCGAAGGGGCGACAUUGAACACACGAUUUGGGUCCUAUCCGCACUCAACGCUACUCGAUGUGCCAUGGGGCUCUCAGGUUCGCGCGUCGAAUGUCGAUACGGGCUCCCGAGGCAAGAAACGGAGACGAGAUGCCACCGAUGAAGACACGCCGAUACCCAGCCAAGACGACGACGAGGAUUCCACGACUGCCAAAGCACCGGUGAAGAAGGCUACCACAGCCCCGAGCGGCUUCAUCUACGUUCUGCGCCCGACUCCCGAGCUGUGGACCACCAGCUUACCCCACAGAACCCAAGUUGUCUACACGCCGGACUACAGCUAUAUCCUACACAGAAUACGGGCCAGACCUGGAACGAGAAUCAUCGAGGCUGGCGCUGGAAGUGGCAGCUUUACACAUGCAUCAGUGAGAGCGGUCUACAACGGCUACCCUCGGGACGCGAGCGAUACGAGAGGCAAGGUGUUCAGCUUCGAGUUUAACGAAUCGCGGUACGAGAAGAUGCAGGUGGAGAUUGAGCAUCACGGGCUCGACGGCCUCGUUAGGCUGACACAUCGUAAUGUGUACGAUGAUGGCUUCAAUGUCAACGGCGAGUCACCAAAUGCAACAGCCGUGUUUCUAGAUCUGCCUGCCCCGUGGGAGGCUUUACAUCAUCUAUCAAGGAGGAAAAUCCAAAAGGGGGGCAAAGAGGUCGAUGACGAGGAUGGCAGCUGGGUGUCGCCCCUGGAUCCAAAGCAGAGUGUCUACAUCUGCACCUUUUCGCCCUGCAUAGAACAGGUUAUGCGAACCGUUACGGAGCUGAGGACCUUGGGCUGGGUAGAUGUGGACAUGGUGGAGAUUGCGAAUCACAAGAUCAACAUAUCAAGAGAGCGCGUCGGAGUGAACUAUCCCACAGAGAAGGGGUACAAUUCCUCUCCCGCCGACGUCUCGGAAGCUGUCACGAAAUUACGGAGCCUUGCGGAAAGGAACAAGGAGACUUCUAGAGUGCAAGCGCUACAGGCCGGCGCGGAUGGCGUUGACAGCGAAAUGGACGUCGACUCGACUCCCAGCCGCGAAAACCCUGCGAAAACCAAUGGAUCUGCCGAAGAUAUGGAGAAGCCUUGGAUGCAGGGCCGGCUCGUCCACAGACCGGAGAGCGAGCUCAAAACGCACACUUCAUAUCUAGUCUUUGCCAUCCUGCCGUGCGAGUGGGACGAGGAAGCCGAGGCUGCGGCUAUGGCGAAAUGGCCAUGCGGAAACGAGAAGAAGACGAUUGGAAACCUGGACAAGCAGGCCCGCAAGGAGGAGAAGAGAAAGAUGCUAGAAGGGAAAUCCAAGAAGCAGAAGAAGGGAGGCGAUACCCAGACAACAGCAACAACAACGGUUGUGGUUUCGGCUACGGCGACACCAACCGACACGGCGUAA
Molecule: messenger RNA, 1530 nt
Organism: Trichoderma citrinoviride
Lineage: Eukaryota; Fungi; Ascomycota; Sordariomycetes; Hypocreales; Hypocreaceae
Product: tRNA methyltransferase complex GCD14 subunit
Exons: 1
Coding region: 1-1530 (509 amino acids)
Biological process (GO): tRNA methylation
Cellular component (GO): tRNA (m1A) methyltransferase complex; nucleus
Source: RefSeq, a predicted model, not a curated record